CGUGAUGAGGUCAUCGUCGAUAUCGAUACAUAUUCGCACUUGCUCUGUUUGCCAUCGCUCGACUCUCAUCGACACCACGAAAUAGAAUAACUGAAAAUGGCACCAGUCAGCUCCCUUUCCGAUCCUAAGGCCUACCAUAUCCUCACAUAUGGCACUCUCCUUGGCUCCAACAUCUUCCAGACCUUCCUUGCCGGACCUGUCGCAUUCAAGGCUCUUCCACGACCAUCAUUCAGUGUCCUGCAGCAAGCCAUUUUUCCUCCAUACUUCACCUUCCAGACAGCACUACCCUUAGUCCUCGCUUUAACAUGGCCAGGUGAGAAAAUUGCUGCAGCCGGUGGAGCAGUCGCGAGGCAAAACUCUGGACUUGCAGGCCUCCUGGAGGAAGAGCACAGAUGGACAGCCUUUGCCCCCAUUUUCGCAAUGUUCGCCACCAGCUUCUUGAACCUACUUGUUCUUGGACCCGCCACGACGAAAGUGAUGAAGGAGAGGAAACAUCAAGAAACGAGAGAAGGAAAACGAUAUUACGAUCCUGGCCCCAAAUCAGCCGAGAUGCAGCGUCUCAAUUCGUCUUUUGGCAAACUACAUGGUGCCUCGUCGCUUUCCAAUGUGAUCGGCUUGGGAGCCAUGAUCUGGUACGGCUUUGUACUCGCUGAGAAGCUAUAGAUCAUUAUAAAUCGAGCCUUCGCUAUACCAUCGGCUUAUCUCGCACUCGCUCGACAGCAUGGUGACUUCAGAAAAUUGAACAUUUCGACGUCCUCCCUAAUUAUCAGCCCAGA
Messenger RNA from Cercospora beticola, 776 nucleotides. It is a transcript of the gene TMH18, whose product is annotated as Tmh18p. Lineage: Eukaryota; Fungi; Ascomycota; Dothideomycetes; Mycosphaerellales; Mycosphaerellaceae. The record is from RefSeq and is a predicted model, not a curated record.